Molecule: messenger RNA, 291 nt
Organism: Knipowitschia caucasica
Lineage: Eukaryota; Metazoa; Chordata; Actinopteri; Gobiiformes; Gobiidae
Source: the annotation of a GenBank genome assembly
AUGCGGGCGCCUGGGGCUGACACCGCGGAGAGGCAACGGCGCAUGCGCACUCCCUCCCUCUCAGAGAAGAAGAGAGAGAGCGGGAUUAAAGCUGGGGAGCUAUGUGUGAGGGCUCAGGAGGAGAGAGCUCAGGAGGAGAGGGCUCAGGAGGAGAGGGACCAGGAGGAGAGGGCUCAGGAGAAGAGGGACCAGGAGGAGAGGGACCAGAAGGAGAGGGCACAGGAGGAGAGGGUUAACAGUACCAGCAGCGUUUGGUUUGAGGCCAAGUUCAGGGGAAACCAGUCUUUGUGA